UCACACCCCAAAGUAACUUGCAACCUACUGGCCAGAAAAAAGCUCAAGAUGAUAAAUACGUUUUUUCUCUAAAUGAAAGGCUUCUUGGGAAAAGAAUUCCUGCAAUUACUGAUGAAAACAAAGGAAAUUUUCCUUGUUUCAAUCUAUUCGAAGAAAACAAUGCAAACAUGUCUGGCCAUACCUAUUCCUCGCCAGGAUCAAAACUGAAAGCAAUUGACCCUCUAUUACACAUGGUUCUUGAUCAAUGUGGCCAAGAAAUAUUAGGAGGCCAAAGUAGUAUCAAGUUAAAAACUCCUUUCAUUCCUAGCAGCUCAAUGAAAAUGCAACAUGUACAAACUCCGCAACAAGUUAUUUUUGCCACUGCAUAUGAGCAUGAAUUUUACACAAAACUUACAAGCUCAAAAUGUGAUAACAGCCCAAGAAUUUUUGAAAUUAAAAGUGUAUGGGUAGACCAGAGAACGUUGGCUUUAUCUAUGAAUACAGGCGGUUGGAUUCACCCCUGUGUAAUGGAUUGCUAUGGCAUGUUAACUUCUACCGAGCAAAUUCAUCGUAGAAAAGAAGGAAAAUUUGGUGACAAAGAUAUUCUCAUGCACGUCGUCAUAAAAGAAGUCACGAAAUUACUGAUGGACCCCAAUUUGGAUUGUUCUAAUCCAGAAUAUAAAAGGAUUUUCUCACUAGAUUAUGUUGGAUACAGAUUGGAAAAUGCAGGGCUGGUACACAUUCCAUGUCCAAUUGGAAAAGAGUGGAUACUUAUUGUCGCAAACUUCAUUGAUAAAUCAUUUGAUGUGUUAAAUCCCGAUUCCUCGCAGGGAAAGUUCUCCACAUGUUAA
Messenger RNA from Lolium rigidum, 830 nucleotides. RefSeq lists its product as uncharacterized. Lineage: Eukaryota; Viridiplantae; Streptophyta; Magnoliopsida; Poales; Poaceae. The transcript is spliced from 6 exons. Bases 168 to 830 code for a protein of 220 amino acids. The record is from RefSeq and is a predicted model, not a curated record.